Molecule: messenger RNA, 1001 nt
Organism: Pipistrellus kuhlii (Kuhl's pipistrelle)
Lineage: Eukaryota; Metazoa; Chordata; Mammalia; Chiroptera; Vespertilionidae
Gene: ATG12
Product: autophagy related 12
Exons: 4
Coding region: 296-718 (140 amino acids)
Biological process (GO): autophagy of mitochondrion; nucleophagy; autophagosome assembly
Cellular component (GO): cytoplasm; Atg12-Atg5-Atg16 complex; phagophore assembly site membrane
Source: RefSeq, a predicted model, not a curated record
CUCCAGGCCACGCCCACUGGCCCGAGGGGCUCCUGCGCGCUCCGAGGUCUGGGGCGGCGCUGACCCCCCGUUCCCUGCCCCAGGCGCGUGGACUGUGGAAAAAAGAGUAGCCGCGGUGUUAAUGGUCAGGGCUCUACGACGGCGGGUUCGACCAUAGAAGGCAGCCGGCGACCCCAGCGCUCACUGUAGAGUUGGGUCCCCUUUCGCCCGUCGCUGGCCUAGCGACUUCCUGGCGCAAAGCCCGCCCCCCGCACGCGGAGCCCCCCACUUCCUCCCUCGCCUCCCGGGGUGCAAGAUGGCAGAGGAGCCGGAGGCCGCGCUCCCGCUGCCCGCGUCCGGUGCGGCGGACGGCGAAGGGCCUGCGGACGUCUCUCCGGGAACAGCCACGCCGGAGCCCCCUUCUUCCGCCGCGGUUUCCCCGGGAACAGAGGAACCUGCCGGCGACACCAAGAAAAAAAUUGAUAUCCUGCUAAAGGCUGUGGGAGACACCCCUAUAAUGAAAACAAAGAAGUGGGCUGUAGAGCGAACCCGAACCAUCCAAGGACUCAUUGACUUCAUCAAAAAGUUUCUUAAACUUGUGGCUUCAGAACAAUUGUUUAUUUAUGUGAAUCAGUCAUUUGCCCCUUCCCCUGACCAGGAAGUUGGAACCCUCUAUGAGUGUUUUGGCAGUGAUGGUAAACUGGUCCUGCAUUAUUGCAAAUCUCAGGCAUGGGGAUGAACGACAGAGAAAAAGAUCUUGGUAACUAAAAAUGAAUCUUCACAAAGGACACAGCUCUUGAUACUUACGGCAAGAAACUUGUGGAUAUGAUCUUAGCAUGUUAUCUGCUAAGACCCAUGUUUAUGCAUUUAAAAAAUCCAUAGAGUUGACUCACAAAAAUGUGAUUUGCAUCAAUACAGAAAUCAUUGUAAAAUAUUAACAUUAUAUUCAGUACUACAACUAUUGCUCCAGAUACGCCUCCAGGAUAUUGAAAAGGAGACUAAGAUUGUAUAUAAAGCCUCUU